AUGGCCAAAAUUAGUAAAGUUUGGAUGCAUUUUCACAAAAUCUAUAAGUUGACUGCGAAAUGUAAAAUAUGUGGCAAAAUAUGUCCAACAGCUGGAAACACGUCUAAUUUACACUCUCAUCUGAAUAAUGUCCAUAAAACUAAAACAGUAACGUCAGUAACAUCUAGGUUAAAAAGUGAUGUUUUGGAAAGAUGCGUCGAUGAAAAUAAUGUUGAUGAUCCUGGUUGUAUUUCAAGUACAGCAUCAACUUUAGUUUUUAAUGAAACCAUUGAAACCAUUUCUGUAGCUAGUGGUAGUAAAAAAACUUGUACCAAUGAUUUUCCUACAAAAAUAACUCAACCAUCAAUUGAAAAGGCAAUGAACUAUGUGACAUCCAUGAAAGGAACAUUAGGUGUGUACGAACUCAACAAGUCUCAUACAUCUGAGUACAUAAGUCAGAUAUUUGAAGAAGUAUUAUUUGAAUGGGGAUUAAAUAAAUCACAAAUAAUUGCAAUUGUCACUGAUAGUGGUGCAAAUAUAAAAAAGCAGCAAAAAACACAUUCGGAUUUAAAUUUGUUGGUUGAAAAAGUAAGAAAUAUCGUCAAAUAUGUAAAAAACAGUGUAAAUGUCAGCGAUGAAUUAAGGCAAUACCAAGCAAAUGAUGGAAUACCCGAAGGAAAUAUGCUUAAAAUGAUCUUGGAUGUUAAAACACGUUGGAACAGCUUAUACUACAUGGUGGACAGAUUUUUAAAUUUAUUUAAAAUUAUUUCUAAUAUUUUGUUGGAGAAACAAAAAGCACCAGAUUGUCUAACUACCAGAGAGGUAAACACACUAAAAGAAGUUAGAGAUUUAUUGCAACCCUUAGAAGAUUUAACUAAAAAAAUCUCCGGUGAUAAAUAUCCAACUAUAAGUUGUAUGCUACCAUAA
This is a messenger RNA of Acyrthosiphon pisum (pea aphid), 906 nucleotides long. RefSeq lists its product as uncharacterized. Bases 1 to 906 code for a protein of 301 amino acids. The transcript has 6 exons. The record is from RefSeq and is a predicted model, not a curated record. Gene Ontology annotation, molecular function: DNA binding. NCBI's taxonomy places the organism in Eukaryota, Metazoa, Arthropoda, Insecta, Hemiptera, Aphididae.